CUCUUUCCUCCGCGGCCCCCGCCGCACUCGGGGGGAGGCAGGAGGCGGUGGGAGCUGCGGCGGGAGCGCGGAACGGGUCGGCACCCUGCCAAGAGAACUGGCCGGGCUUCCCGAAAACGGAGGGAAAUUCCCUGCCCUCUCCAUCUGGGAAGAGGCACCGCCUUGCCGGCGGGAGGGACGUCCGAGCCCAGGCGCUCCGUAGCUCUUCCCAGCAGUGACGCGCGUCCCGCUGGCCACCAGGUAGGGAGCAGCCUCACCCCGCUCCUGAGGGAGCUGCUCGGCGGCAUCAGGCACCCCUCGGCUCGGCGGCUGCAGCCCACCCUCCCGCAGCUCUUUCGAGCUCCGCCCCAACAGCACCCAUCACUUGCUGUAGAAUCCAUCGCGUUUUAUGAUCCACCACUCUUCUCUGCUUUCAAGAUGUCACUGCUUCACUACAGCAUAGAAGCUGCUGCUUUGAACUAAGCAAAAUCGUGGGACGACGAUGAUGCUCCAGACAGCACUGGCCUGGACAGGACUUUGGGGAUCAUCUAUGUCAGCCUUUUGCUCUGAAAGAGAAAUGGUUUGUCUGGAGACAUUUAUUUAGACUAUACACAUACUACCUACUGAAGGAUAUUUCAUCUCUUCCCAAGUACAAAGAGGACUAUCAGACUGAACAGAGUCCAGGAGAGAAACACCAGAAGGCUUUGGAAGCUUGAGCACAUGCAGGAGUCACUGAAGAAGCUGAGUUUGCUUAGCCUUGGGAAGAGAAAGAUCUUGUGCAGGAAAAAGCAGAUGAAUGAUGAAUCACUUCAUGGUUCUGGUGGUACUGCUCUCUUCGAUGACCUGUUCCGCUACAUACUCAGAGAAAGAAUCCUUUGUGUUUCCAGUAACAUAUGUUAACAUUUCCAAGGAUCUGGUGCUUCAGCAGCUGUUGGUGGAAUGGGAUGUUGACAAGUCAGCACGUGAGGCUGAACUGGCAAUGUCUUUUGAAAUACAAGUCCAUCGAACAGAUGUAGCUAUUACAGUGUGGACAGAGUUCCUUAAUGUCACACUUGAUAAAUCAGGAAAGCCUCUUCAUUGGGUAUGGGAUUCAGACUUCCCUUUGGAGUGUAUGUCACACUCAGUGAGAAUCAGGAGCAGAGCAGAAGUAUCAAAUAUUUGGAGCCAGUGGAGUCUGUGGAAGACUGUCCUGGGCCUGGACACUUCAAAUAACCACGGACCACAAAUCUUUCCAAAUGAAAAGAUUGUAGAGGAAGGUUCUGACAUCAGCUUUUGUUGCAUUGGAAGGGAAGGUCAAAUUGUUAAGGAUUUCUUUCUAGUUCCAACUAUUCCUGCUUUUAAUCACACAAAUGGUCGACUUGGACUUCUCACUGUGAAAAAUGUCACACAUCACGAUUCGCCUCACAUCAUGGUCUACUGUCAAGAGUCUUGCAAUGAAAUGCAAUGCUAUGAUCAUGCAGGUUUUUUUGUUGGUAAACCACCUGAUACACCUCAUGAUUUUUCCUGCCAAACUCAAGACACAAGAACAGUAACCUGUACUUGGAGUCCAGGAGGAGACACCCAUCUUUAUGGACGUCAUUCACCAAAAUAUGUCUUGUCUGAUGAGUUUUCCCAAAACCCGAUUCUGUGCACUGUAAGUUGUUCUGAGCAGUGCUCAUGUUCUUGGGAUAUAGAACAGCAGAAGAUCUGUAAUAUCACACUGACUGUGGAAAACCCACUGGGAAAGAAAACUGCCACGGAUUCUUUUGAUGUAACUCACAGAAUUUAUCCCACUGCACCUUUCCAGUUAUGGGAAGAAUGCACAGAUACAGAGAUCACACUAUACUGGAAACUUCAAAACAUAGGAAUUGAACUCUUUUGUCAGACUGAAGUGCUCCAACCCAAUGGGAAAGUAGAAGUGCACAAUAGUUCAGCAGGGCAGCUUAGUUAUGGGAGUGUCACCCUGAGGGGACUGCAGCCAUACACUGAAUACACAGCCAGAGUACACUGUGGGGCAGCUCAGGAUUUCUGGAGGUGGAGUGAAUGGAGUGAAGCCCAAACCAUCAGAACAAAGGAAGCAGCUCCAUCAGGGACACUGGACAUCUGGAGAGAAAUUAAACCAGUGCUGGGGGGCCGGAAUGUGACCUUGUUCUGGAAGCAAGCACCAGAGUUUCAAGCAAAUGGAAAAAUUAUUUCAUACGAAGUAACCUGGAGAAAAGUAGAAGAUGCCUCUGAGCCUGAAAGCAUAUCCCUUUUGUCAGUCUACAACAGCACAAGGAUUUUCAUUGAUAGCCAUUCCUACAGAAUCAGUAUCGUGGCAAAGAACAAUGUUAAUUAUUCACUUCCUUCAGUCUUGAUCAUCCCAACAGGCACUGAAGAAGAUCGCAGUGGUUCAGAGCUUGAGGAAGAAUGGGUUAAUGGUACAGAUGAUGGCAUUUUUAUUUCCUGGGAGCCCAGACAUAUUUAUGACAGUUACAUUAUCGACUGGUGCAACGUUCCAGCCUUGCGGCCUUGUGAUUUCCAGUGGAAGAGUUUUGGGGCAAACGCUUCCAGUGCUCUGAUCAGCUCAGCUGCUUUUGUUCCGGGGGUGAGAUACAACUUCCACAUUUAUGGAUCUGUUGCUAAUAGAGCCACCUUACUGGAAAAGAAGACUGGUUAUUUCAAGGAGCUACCUCCUCUGUUUGACCCUGUUGUGGAGAACAUUGAACUGACUUUCAAUGCAGUAACACUGUAUUGGGAUUCUUAUCCCACAAAUGAAUCACAGCCUGGCUUUUUAAGAGGCUACCACGUUUAUGUAUCACCUUUACAAGAGGACUGCAGUUUGGAAGGAUCCAAAAAACAUGUUCUUCCAGACAAUUCAGUGCUAUGUAAAUACUCAAUUGACAACCCAGAAGAGAAGAGAUACACUGUGAAACAUCUGUUGUCAAACACGAAAUACAAACUAGUGGUUAAAGCAUACACAGGUGGAGGAGAAAAUCCAAUUGUUAACUUUAGAUACAUAGAUACACCAUUUAACUUAAACAUCCUGUACCUUCUAAUUCUGCUAGUGAUAAUUCCAACACUAGCAGCAGCUAUAUGCCUCUGGAAGAUUAAGUGGGUGCAGGAGUGCUGCUGUCCUGUAAUACCUCAUCCUAACAAGAGCAGAGUGCUGUCAUUCAAAGAGUUUAAUAUUGGUUCUGAGAAAGUGUUGAAGAUAAGUGACUGCAUUCCUGACAUGCUAGUAGUGGAUAGUAAGGCUGAAGCCCAGAAAUUGCAUCCAUGGAGCCCGUUGUCUUCAACAUCAACAGCAGAGAAGAUUGAUGGUCACAGUUCUUCCUGGAUUUAUGCUAAAGAAAAUGAAGAGAGAGACUUUACACCUACACCCCAGACUCAUACUUGGUUUGCAAAUUUUGCCUAUUCUUCUCAUCUUGCCGUUGACUCAGACUCCUAUCAAAUACCAGAGACACUAGAGGCAAGCAAACCAAAACUGUCACUAGUGUUGUACCAGCCACACUACUAUGAUAUUUUUAAUGAAGAUGCUGCCUCAACACCCAGAGAAACAUCUGGCAGAAAGGCCAGUCUCAAAUAUAUUUCACAAACGCCUGUGCACUGCCUAGGGAGGAGACUUUGAUGGAUGCUCUUCCAUUGAGCCUGUCCUGUGUUUAGUUACACAAUAUAAAUAAGGGUUCCUAAAACCUUAACUUCUUCUGAUGAAGGCUUUCACAGAUGCAACUACCCUAUUCCUGUUAAUGCUGCAAAGCUCUUGAUUCAGAACUAGUUUAGAAAUAAUGACUUCUGCGUAGGAAUGACGUGUGCUGUGGUUUCAUUCCAAGCUAUGGGCCCCAUAUGAGAUUUACAGGAUGUUUUGCAGUCUGUAUUACAUAGCAGGAUAGAUGGAUCCACAGGAGUUGCUCAUAGCCUCAUGCAAAAAAAUACGCUGUUUUGCAGAAAUUAAAAAUCAAUUCAGAAAAUAAAGGGGCAAGUUAAAAAAGACAUCAGGGGUUUGUACUCAAGGAGUCUACUUCACUUGCUGUAUUCUGUGGUUUUCUACCCACUUGUGCCACCCCUAACCCAUGUGUGUUGUGCAGUUGUGCAUGGAGCAUUACCAAGCUCCAGAGUCUGCCCCAGCCCAGUGGCACCAGUGGGAUGAGUUGUAUUUUUUCUCUCUUAAAUGGUGUAAGGAGUCAACAUGGAAGGGUCACCUGCAUUCGGUGUGGUGCAUGUCUGAAAGAUCUGGGUGUCCUGCCCUGUGCACUAGAAUUAAAUGGUCUCUUGCUUUUACUUUAGCGAUCUUCUACCUACCACUGGUGGGCGACAGAGCACAGAAAACACAUUUCUGUAGUACCUGUCCCUGUUAGUGGGUUGUCACUCACAUUUCAGACAAACGGGGUCCUGACACUUCUGACUUCUCUGCUUGAAGGAAUGUUAAACUAUGUUCCAAAUGUUAAAUAAAAUCCUCCUAAGUAAACAAGAAAUGCCAGGAAUUAAGUGAAAAGGAGUUUUUUCAGCAGCUGUUUGCAGAGGUGUUGCCAUGGCAUUGUGUCUGCUUUUGCUCAUGAAUUUAAUUCUUUUGGUCUUAGCCCUCCUAUUACCUAGCAAACUCCAAGCAGCCAGGUAAGCAGACAUGGGAGCCAGGUGUUAGGUGUAUGAAUCCCAUUUCUGAAGAACAUUAUAUCCAGGCUGUGUAUCAGAUAGAUCUUUCAUGACUGCUUCGGCAUGUAUAUAAAAAAGGGUUUUUAUUGCAAUGCUCAGAAUUCCUUCCAGUAAGCAGCAGCUAAUUUGGUCUUUCAUUUUGAUUUUAAAAAUUGCAUACCUGUAACGAAGCAAGAUAUUUGGAAUUGUGUCUGAUUAACCUCCUUAGUGCACAAGGAAACCUUUGGUUUUGCUUAAUUAUGUUACUAUCUGGAAUCUUUC
Molecule: messenger RNA, 4851 nt
Organism: Calypte anna (Anna's hummingbird)
Lineage: Eukaryota; Metazoa; Chordata; Aves; Apodiformes; Trochilidae
Gene: OSMR
Product: oncostatin M receptor
Exons: 21
Coding region: 776-3568 (930 amino acids)
Biological process (GO): cytokine-mediated signaling pathway
Cellular component (GO): external side of plasma membrane; membrane
Molecular function (GO): cytokine receptor activity; protein binding
Source: RefSeq, a predicted model, not a curated record